AUGACCUCAGAGCACAGGCAAGUUGCUGCCUUGGGCCGACCUCUCACCCUGGGGAUGCUCUAUGAUGCCCGGAAAGAUGAGCUGAUCCCCGGUAGGUCCUCAUCUACACCACUCCUCUAACAGAUGUGCUCACACAGACUUGUAACAGAGUUUCAGGGUUUCAGAAACCUUUUCAGGGGUUUUAUAUUCUUAUGUGUGGACAGCAUGGUAAGAAUUUUAACUAAUGCAAAUAUGACUGCCUUAAAUUAUAACUGCACUUGGUGUAUUGGACACUGGAUGAGUUAGCAGGCUACUGGUUUUCAUCAGCUUUACUGUUAGGUGUGUUUAUUUAUAAGGAAACUUCUCACUUCAUCAUGAGGCUGGCUUUUCACUGGAUGCUUGAUGGCUGCAUUUUGUUGUAUUUGUUGUAUUGUGCUUGAGGGCCCUGGUUCCCCACAAGUGUUAUCCAAAAUACAGCACUUAACUACCUUUGUCAAACUGACAUCAUAUUUAUCUUUGCAGGGUAAAGUGAAGAGGCAUGUGAUCUAUUGCAAAUUAAUUUGAUGUGUUUCUGUCCACUGAGGUUGAAGUAAGCCUUUAUCAUCAUAAUAUGGGUCAAAACUUCAAAUAAAACCAUAAAUCCCACCAACUGUAAGAUAAAAAGUAGGGUUAUAUUUGAUAGAGGAGUAACAGGUAGUUAAAAGACCUGGGGUUUAGUAUGAGUAUUAAAGUCCACAUUAAAAACAUCAGCGAUAGCCGUCUCCCCCUCUCUCCUCCAGCUGACAUGCACAUUGGUUGGUUUGUUACAGACACCAAAACUUCAGGAGCAAGAUGAGGCUGAAACUCUGCUGGGAUUGUAUCACCAUGAGUUGAUAUGCUUUGAAAUUUUUUUACACUAUACUUAAUGUUUGCAGCUCAUGGACAAAAUCAGCAGUUGUGUGUAAAUAAUACUAUAGAGAGCAAUCUAAAAGUCAAAAUAGUAAUUUUCUUGCUGAACUUAAAAAAUCUUCAACACUAAAAAGAACCAGAACCAGAAGUGAGUUUUUUUUUUUUUUCACAACAAACGGGAAAGAUAAAAACCUUCCCUCAUGUGAAUCACACACAACCUAUUCGUCAGAAAACAGCAUGUGUGGAUUUGGAGUAAUUAGAUAGAUUUCUCUGAUACAGCAGGAAGAGGGCGGAUCAUAAGACUCUUUGGCCACUUUUAGACGGAAACGGUCUCCAUAGAAAACGGAAAAAAAACGGCAACUGCGUUUUCAGGAGAUGAAAACGUAUCAAAGUGGAAACCCCCUCCAGAGUGGAAAUGUAAAAGCUCUGCUAGUCCCGCUUUCGUCUAAGGUACAAAAACGCUGAAAACAGUCAAACCUGUGAUGUCCUGGCUCACGUCGGCUCACACUUAUGACAUCAUAGCCAUGCACAGCUUCCUUGAAAAUAACAACAACAACCAUACUAGACAUUUGAGUCACGUUGUCGUUAUUAUUGAACGGGCAGGAGCUCAAUUUCGACCUGUACAGAAUCCUCACAGAUCAUACUGCUCAGCAGAGGAGGCGUCUGAAUUAUUUGCAUCAAACAAUUAAUGUGCCAAUUGGUCGGCGGAGGGGAACAAGGGUUGUGCGUUGUUGGUCUAUAUGGGAGCGCGGUCACACCGACACACGCCACCUAGCGACCUGGCAUGCACAUUACAGCGUUUUCAACCACAUUGCGUUUUUGUGUAAACACAGCAUAAAAACGGAAAACGAAACGGCACUUUUCCAUUUUCUAUGGAGACCGUUUCCAUCUAAAAAUGGCCUUUAACUCUAGUCUCUAUUAACUUUUAUUGACUUUGAGAAAAAAAAGGGUUUAAAUGUUAUCAAAGUUAAAAUCUUUGCAAAAAUGUUUAAGGUUUGCAGGACUCAAAGGUUUUAUCAUCUAUGUCCUUUGACUUUUACAGACAUAAUGUUUAUUCUUCUUCAUCAGAUGACUAUUUUCUUUUUCCACAUCUAGGUUUGACAUUGUGGGAUGAGAAAACUCUAGAGGAAAAAAACGUUGAAACCCCCCAGCCCAGCAGUUCUUAUGAAAUUUCUACAUCUGACUCCAUCGAAUCCAAGUCCUCUAUGUUGAAAGUCAGUGCGUCUCUACAGGCCAGUUUCAUGGGUGGACUCUUUAGUGUUUCAGGGUCCGCAGAGUAUAUGAAAGACACCAAACAUUCUCAGAAUCAGAGCAGAGUGACCUUCCAGAACAUCACUACGACCACCUUCAAACAGCUGUCUAUGAUCGACAUGAUAACCCUGAAUGAAAAACAGACAGAGCUCAUUAAGAAGGGCACUGCGACACAUGUAGUAACAGGCAUCGUCUAUGGAGCAAACUGCUUCUUUGUGUUUGACAGUGAAAAGGUAGACAGCAGUGAGGUUCAGGACAUCAGUGGUAAGAUGAAGGCUAUGUUAAACAAGAUCCCUGAAUUUGACUUCCAGGCGGAGGCCGAGGUAAAACUGACAGCAGAAGAAAAAAAACUGACAAACCAGUUCUCCUGCAAAUUCUAUGGUGACCUUCUUCUCAAAAGUAACCCUGCAACAUUUAUGGAGGCAGUGCAGACCUACAAGGACCUUCCAAAUCUGUUGGGGAAAAAUAAUGAGAAUUGUGUCCCCCAGACGGUAUGGCUGAUGCCCCUGACAGAUCUUGAUAGCAAGGCUGUUACAGUGAAGAGUGCACUCAGUCAGGCAUUAGUGAGGAAGAUGCAGGAUACUUUGGAAGGCUUGAGAAAAGUGGAAAUGAGAUGCAACGAUGCUCUAGCUGACAUGGUGGUACAGAGCUUUCCACCAAUCCAGAAGAAGGUACAAAGGUUUAAAAACCUGUGUGAGGAUUAUGAAGAUGACAUCAGGAAGACAUUUGCAGAGAAACUUCUCCAUGUACGUGAAGGUAAAGAAGAUGAGGGGGCACUGAUGAAGGUCUUUCAAAUAAGGGAAAACUCACCCUUCAGUUCAGAACAAUUUAACAAGUGGAUGGACGACAAGGAGAGAGAAAUCAAUGUUGUCAGGUCCUGUUUGGACAUCCUGAAGGGAGUCAAGAUCCUCCCGAACAAGUCUGAGCUGGACAAAGUCAUCCUUGAUACACAGGUUGAGAUAAAGCUGUGCUAUGCCUUCACCUCCCUGGAAAGUCCUGACCCCAGCUUGGAUGCAAUGACCAGCUUCUUGGCUUCAGGGGAAACCCAAAGUACCGAAGAAGUCCCAUGGUUCUAUUCUGAUGAUGUUCUUCAAGAAAUGAGAAAAUUGGCCGUAGAUGCCAUGACUGUCACUUCUGGAGACAACAACAUAUUAUUCAUUUCGGCCAUUCCAAAUGAAGAACACAAAGGAGUGUACCUUUACACCUACAAAAACAGCAUUCCCUACAAAAAAGAGGGGAUUACAGAGUAUCAAAAUGUAACCUACAGAGCAGAGUUGUUCUCAUGUAAGUACUUGUGUUACUGUAAAACAAAAUAACACAUUACUCUGAAAACUAGAUUUGCCUUGAAUGUUUUAUGAAACCUGUUAAAGUUAGUUUAAGAUCCCAUAAAGAAAUACAUUAUGAUGAAGUGGCUUCCAGCCCAGGGGCCAGACCCAAAGGAUCACUAGUUUAACCCAGGGACUUAAAAAUGGCAGAAUGGCUAUUAUUUGGAUCCCACAGAUGUUUCUGCAGGUUUCACAAAACUCAAUUAAAAUUUUACAAUAGUUACAAGAUCUCAAAAAAAUAUAUAUUGGGAAACCUUAGAGGACUCUUCUAAAUUUGCAUUUGCUUUUACAGAUAGCACAAAAGUUUCUCAGUAGCUUGGUAUAGAUAAAGGUCUAUCCAGAGAUUCUUUUAAGAAUCUUCCAUAAAUUAUCAGGAUCCAACAAAGAGUUCUCAAAAAAACUUGAAAAGUAAUUAGGAAAGUUUAAGAUCUUAGAAGAUUGUUUUUUCCAGGUACCUGGAAGUUUUUCAAGAAAAUCCCCCACGCUGCCAUAUUUUACACGAUUCUUUUUUGCUGAGUUUACAAUCAGCAGAACCUGAGACAGCGUGCAGAAAAUGUUUUCUUCUUGCAUUUGGUUUCUCAGAAAAUGUUUAUUGGAUCUCAUUUUAGAUUUCUCUUUGUCUUUAGAUCACAAAAACAUGUCUGAGGGUCAAACACACAAAAAAUCUGUAUCUUAAAAAAAAAUCCUGGGAUCCAGAAAGAAUUUCUUAAAACUGUACAUAUAUAUAUAUAUAUAUUUAUUAUUAUUAUUUUUUUUCAUUUAGAACUAAUUCAGGACAGAUAAUUGAAUUUUAUCUUGUUUUGAUCUCAUUUUUUUCAGAUGCCUGUCCUCUCACCUUGGACCCAGACACAGCAAAUGGCCAACUUACUCUGACAUUAAACGGGAAGAGAGCAACAAUCGGUCAACCCCAGGGGCUUCCUGACCUCCCACAGAGAUUUGACCCUCUUCCUCAGGUUCUGUGCAGAGAGAAGUUGACUGGGCGCUGUUACUGGGAAGUGGAGUGGCAGGCCAACUCUGGUUUAGUGGCUGUGGCAGUUUCCUACGACGGGAUUAUCAGGAAAGGGGAAAAAAAGGAUGCUAAACUUGGUUCAAGUCCCCUGACCUGGAGUCUGGAAAUGACAGAGAAUACUGCCACAGCCUGGCACAACCAUGAGAAACUCACUAUAUUAAAAAAAUUUGGAUCAAGCGGUUCACUGGGGGUGUAUCUAGACUGGACUGCAGGUUCUCUGUCCUUCUACAAUCUUGUGGGUAGUAAGUCCAAGCACCUCUACACCUUCUACACCAAAUUCUCUGAGCCUGUUUACCCCGCCUUCGCUGUCGUUAAGGAUUCAAAUUAUGUGGAAUUGAAGCUGUGA
Xyrichtys novacula (pearly razorfish) is the source of this 4798-nucleotide messenger RNA. The record is from the annotation of a GenBank genome assembly. Lineage: Eukaryota; Metazoa; Chordata; Actinopteri; Labriformes; Labridae.